UAAAAUAAACCGCCCAACUUAAUAACAUAGUCUAAAUUAUAAUGGUAACAAAAAAUUACUAGCACCUGGUAUCGGGUAGGAUAAACAUUCUGUGUUUGCUGUACAAUGUGAAGCGCUAAAUUUGUUUAUUUCAAUAGCAGAAUUGUACAACCCAUUGCCAGCCACGCUGAGAGCUACGGAUCCAGAUGCAAUCAACACUCUACCGUUGAGAGAACAGUUCGCUAAGUCAUGUUUUGAGACACUCUUACAGUUUUCCUUCUACAAAGCCAGUAGCUCGUCCGGAGAUGUAUCUAAACUAGCACUGGGGACUCUACUGAAACGCUGCCAGGAGGUGCUACAAAACUACGUGAAGGACGAGAAGCUGAGCGGCCGCUGUCCUCUCCCCCGCUCUAGGAUGGCGGAGAUAGCCUUUGUGAUGAGAGCCAUAUCUUCUCUUAUUGGUUCCCUGCAAGCUAGACGUGACCACAUGACCCACAUUGAUGUGGAGGUAUGGGACCACGUAGUUGGACUCUACCCUUAUCUUAUCGACUGUGUGACCUGCAAUUCUAACGAGGUGCGGGACACACUAAAAGAAGCACUGCAUAGAUUCAGAGAUCUGCUCGUCCCGCCAAAGUUAGCGGCAGACGAGACUGAGACUGAUGGGGUCGACAAUAAUGAUCUAGAACAUGUCUCUAACGAACCAGCAAAGUCAGACCCUGCUUGCUCUGAAGGAACACAGACAGUGGAGGUGUAA
This is a messenger RNA of Bolinopsis microptera, 733 nucleotides long. Its product is annotated as protein MON2 homolog. The transcript is spliced from 5 exons. Lineage: Eukaryota; Metazoa; Ctenophora; Tentaculata; Lobata; Bolinopsidae. Bases 395 to 733 code for a protein of 112 amino acids. The record is from RefSeq and is a predicted model, not a curated record.